Molecule: messenger RNA, 2091 nt
Organism: Talaromyces proteolyticus
Lineage: Eukaryota; Fungi; Ascomycota; Eurotiomycetes; Eurotiales; Trichocomaceae
Exons: 3
Coding region: 1-2091 (696 amino acids)
Molecular function (GO): protein binding
Source: RefSeq, a predicted model, not a curated record
AUGGUGCUCCAAUUCUUUUCCAAAUCGACGUCGCCCGACAAGACCAAAGACAAAUCCAAAGGCAAAGAGAAAGAAAGAGAAAGAGAAAAAGAAAAGGACCGCAAGACCAGGUCUAGAGAGAAAAAAAGGCCCCGGGACGCCCCGACCAUCGACAUUCCGCCGCCGUCCCCUGCGUCGACCACUUCCUCGCCUCAAAAAUCUGCAUCUACAUCCACCUCAGUGUCGCCUCGCAAGUCGCCCACCAAAUCGACCCUCUCCUACCGCGACUCGCACAGCCGCUCCUCGUCGACGGCCUCCAAGCACAGCUUCUUCUCCUCGUCCACCCGCAACUCGCAGCACACCCGGGACUCGCAUCCUCUGAACCUCCCGCCCGACGAGCUUCGUCGACAUCUUUUUGCCAUGGCCGCUGCCAGAGAGGACAGCAUGCGCAGUUCGAUGGACAUCGAUCGCGAGGCCACCGCGUCGCCGCAACCCGAUGCCACACCCAUGAGCACAAAUGGCAUGUCCAACGGCGAGGGCGAGGGCGAGAGUGAUCGCAGCCCGACCCCACCACCACAUCGUGCGAGCCCUCCUAGCAGUGACGGGGGAGAAUCGUUCAAAUUGGCCGGCAACAAAUUCUUCAAGCAGGGAGAUUAUGACCGCGCUAUCCAAGAAUAUAACAAAGCCCUCGAAGUCAAUCCGAACUCAUCCAUUUUCCUCUCCAACCGAGCCGCUGCGUUCCUCUCCGCAAACCGAUACCUGGAAGCCCUAGAAGACGCACAGCGUGCGUUGGCCUUGGACCCCGGCAAUGCGAAGAUCAUGCACCGUAUGGCCCGCAUCUUAACCAACCUCGGACGCCCAGCAGAAGCGCUCGAUAUCCUAUCAAAAGUCCAACCUCCUGCUACUGCCAAAGAUCGUUCUACUGCCGAAUCCAUGCUGAGGUAUAUCACACAGGCUGAAGAGUCGCUGGCGCAAGGCAAAGGUGGCUCCAUGGUUGUGUAUGCCAUUGAGCAAGCCCGGCUUCUGUUAGGCGCUGGUGCGAAGACGCCUCGAAAAUGGACGCUGAUGAUCGGAGAAGCCCAGUUGCUGAUUGGAAAUGACAAUGGCUACGGCAAAGCACACGAUGUGGCAAUUUCGUUGCUACGAGAAAACAACCAGGAUCCAGAUGCGCUUUUGCUCAGAGCAAAGGCCUACUACGGACAAGGCGACAAUGACCAGGCUGUUAAAUACCUCAAGAUGUGCCUGGGACUAGACCCGGACAGCAAAGAAGGCAUUAAAUUGCUCCGUCGAGUGCAGAAGUUAGUGCGGACCAAAGACGAGGGUAAUGCGGCUUUCAAAGCCAAGGACUACCAGCGUGCAGUUGAACUGUACACGCAGGGUCUCGAAAUUGACCCAACUAAUAAGGAAACCAACUCCAAGCUGCUCCAAAAUCGGGCACAGGCGCGCCUGGCUCUGAAGGACUACGAAAAAGCCAUUGAAGACUGCACCGAAGCUCUGCGACUCGAUCCAGGCUACGUCAAAGCGCAGAAGAUCCGUGCCAAGGCUUACGGUGCUGCAGGAAACUGGGACGAGGCUGUCAAGGAUUAUAAGAAUGUUGCCGAAGUUAACCCGGGAGAGAAGGGCAUUCAGGAGGACAUUCGUCACGCCGAGUUUGAACUCAAGAAGAGCAAGCGAAAGGACUAUUACAAGCUCCUUGGAGUAUCAAAGGACGCGUCUGACCAAGAUAUCAAGAAGGCGUACCGGAAAAUGGCUAUUCAGUACCACCCUGACAAAAACCCGGAUUCCACGGAUGAAAUGUUCAAGGAGAUUGGCGAGGCUUACGAGACUUUGAUUGAUCCUCAGAAACGUGCCGCUUAUGAUAACGGCGAUGACCUGAUUGACCCUGCAGACAUGUUCGGCCGUGGCGGUUCACCAUUCGGCGGCAUGGGCGGCAUGGGAGGAAUGGGGGGCAUGCACGGCGGUAUGCAUGGGGUUAAUAUUGACCCCAACAUUCUCUUUAACAUGAUGAACGGCGGCGGCGGCGGCGGCGGCGGUGGAUUUGCUCAAGCUGGCGGCAAUCCAUUUGCCGGCGCACAAGGACGUGGUGGAGGCUUCCACAACUUCCAAUUCUAA